Messenger RNA from Babjeviella inositovora NRRL Y-12698, 1053 nucleotides. RefSeq names its product H(+)-transporting V0 sector ATPase subunit d. Bases 1 to 1053 code for a protein of 350 amino acids. Gene Ontology annotation, biological process: proton transmembrane transport; vacuolar transport; vacuolar acidification. The record is from RefSeq and is a predicted model, not a curated record. Gene Ontology annotation, cellular component: proton-transporting V-type ATPase, V0 domain; fungal-type vacuole membrane; vacuolar proton-transporting V-type ATPase complex. Gene Ontology annotation, molecular function: proton-transporting ATPase activity, rotational mechanism. NCBI's taxonomy places the organism in Eukaryota, Fungi, Ascomycota, Pichiomycetes, Serinales. The transcript has a single exon.
AUGGAGGGCGUUUUAUUCAACAUCGACUUUGGCUAUCUCGAGGGAGUCGUCCGUGGCUACCGCAAUGGCCUUAUGACCUCGUCCCAGUACAUCAACUUGACGCAGUGCGACAACCUCGACGACUUGAAGUUGCAGCUCUCAGCGUCUGACUACGCCGCCGGCUUGAACAACGUGCCCGGGCAGCUUACGACCGCGAACAUCCAGAGCAAGACCAAUGAGACGUUGUUUAAGCAGUGGGAGUACCUCAGACAACAGGCGGUGGAACCGAUGGCGUCGUUUAUGGACUACAUCUCGUAUGGCUACAUGAUCGACAACGUGGUGCUUUUGAUCACCGGGACGCUCCAUGAGCGCGAUUUGGCGGAAAUUCUCCCGCGUUGCAACCCACUUGGCUGGUUCGACACCUUGCCAGCGUUAAGCAUCGCUACCGAUAUGGAGUCGUUGUACAGCACUGUACUUGUUGAUACGCCGCUUGCGCCGUUCUUCAAGGGCUGCCUUUCCAUCUCUGAUUUGGAUGAGUUGAAUGUGGAAGUUAUCCGAAACACGUUGUACAAGAACUAUCUUGAACUGUUCCACGCGUUCUGCAAUGGCUUGGCGGACCCCGCGGCGACGAUUAUGACCCGUUUCCUCGAACUCGAGGCCGAUAGACGGGUGAUAAACAUCGCGCUCAACUCGUUCGGUAUUUCUGAGUUGGAAAAGGCUGAGAAGAAGAAGAUGUUCCCAGACUUCGGUGCCCUUGCAGGUUUUGCCCAGGACCAAUUGGCCGCGGCGGAGGAUGUCGAUCAGAUUCGUAGCGUGGUUGAGAGCAUCAGUUCCUAUAGAGGCUGUUUUGAUAGCGACGACACUGAUGCUGGCACUUCCACCAACUUGGAAGACUUUUUCUACAAGCUUGAGAUGGACUACUGCAGAAACUCUUUCACUCAGCAGUUUUCCGUGUCGGUCGUGUACUCGUGGUUGCGGGCCAAGGAGCAGGAGAUUCGCAACAUCACCUGGAUCGCAGAGUGUAUCGCCCAGAACCAGCGCGAGAAGCUCAACAACUACAUCUCUGUGUUCUAA